AUGGCCUCAUCUCUGGCCCCCUUAGAGCGUCUUUCACUUGAAAUCUGGGAAAAAAUCGGGUUCUAUACUCUUAUCUCACCGGAGACCUUUUUGGGCCCACCAUCUGGAUUAUGUCCUCUUUCCCUUGUUUCAAGCACUAUAACCGACAAACUAUCCGUCACAAACAACUCGAGACUGUAUGCCAGACUCUUUACCUUCAAGUUUGACACACUUGCCACCCGACGACGCCUCAGUCAGCGAUGGCUCACCACGCGCUGCUUGGCAGCUGAACUGAUCAAGCGAUGUGAGGCCAUGAAGCGUAUACGCUCCAAGGAUUUUCGCGUGGAUGACCUCUGGACUACAUAUCUUAUGUUAAGCGAAAGCGAUGGGAAAAACCACGCUCAAUUGUUUGACUGGGCAAACCUUCACGACUACGUCGACUUUUUGAUCACUCAUCGAGCGCAUAUCAGAUCACCACUAGCCUGGUAUCAGGAUGGCACCAUCGAUGCCCUGAUAGUUUGGAUCAUGUGGAUGACUACUUCAAGAGAACGGAUAAGAAGUGAAUCCCUUGACCAUCGUGAUCUGGUUUUCCAUAUCUUGCGGGGUUUCAUUAUCGUUGGCUUUCGAGUGAGUUAUACUGGUCAGAAUACGUAUUUGGGUUGGAAAACUUACCGAAUCUUCGAGCUUCCUACAACGUACGCACCAGAUUCUUCCUUUUCAGUUCCACUGGCUUCUUCGGAUGAACUGGAAACGGCUUAUGGGUCCAGUCCACCCCCUGUUUCUGAGAUUAUGCACUACUCCCAUAAGCUCAAAAUAGCAGCGCCGCCAGUUACCGCUGCUGCGACACUUUCUUUCACCAUACGUGCAGAGGCAGCUCAGGAUGUUGCAGCUUUUCGGACGUCCACAACCCUCCCCGCCAAUCGUCAAAUUGCGAUUUCGUUGGGUUGGACAGGACCUACACUUGAAGAUAUGCAUUACUUUCACCAUCAAAAUCGCAUUCAGUCCAUGGACAAACCACCUUUGACCCUUGAUUUUGACUUUGAUGAGCCGUCUGACGACCAGAGCGACGACAGCGACCUUGACGAGGUCGUUGAAUUUGCUUCUGAAUCUUUUAGCACGCGAUAUGAUUCAGACUGGUAUAAGAUGGUGUCUUGUUACGAUCCAUUGAAUGGCAACCUCCCUCUGAGGGGGCCCGUUUACAAAAUUGGCUCCUUGACUGGCUCGUGGGAUGGCCGUUUAUUACUACCUGACCAUCCCCGCAUCGUCAAUCUCUCUGCUGGAGGACAAUCGAACCCGGCCGCCGUGGUAAUACAUAAUAAACCGCUCUACUGGAAGCUCCAAGAGCACCACUGUCUGCAUCCUGAUGAGCCACUUCUGCCUGGAUUUGACGACAUGGAUGGGGAAGAUUUCUUGAAUGCAUGGCUACCCCAAGGAAUCACGGUCACUCAUCUCGAAGAUGCAAUCGAAGUCCAGGAUCCCAGGAUUUCGCAAACCUUCCGAUACGAAACAUUCAUUCCCGGAAGCAUGGCUCCAUAUUCGAAAUCGGCGUGCGAGAAGCUUCAAACGCCCUGGAUCUCAGAUUCUCUCGAUGAGGAGAUCGCCGACGUUCCCAAAGCGGACCACGACAUCGACGUAGACCUUUCCACCAACAUCGACGACGACGACGUAUACAGUGAUACUGUGAGCCAUCACUCGAGCGGGGUCGCUGAUAUUCUGAUCACGGGAGAGACUGGUGAGAGACAUGCGGAUGCGUGGGGUUACUACACAAUGAUAGGUCGGAUCCGGCCUUGGGACGGAUUAAUCGUACUAUUGCGAACUCCGAUGGACCUUCACCAGCAAUUUUUGGGAACAUGGGUGUUCAAGGGGUACCUCCAUGAUCAAAAUCUCGUCGGUCGGUGGCGCGAAACCUCAACCCCUGCAAAUAUCGUUGGUUACGAGGGAGGUUUUGUAGUUCGCAAAAUAAGCGACACAUAG
Messenger RNA from Laccaria bicolor S238N-H82, 1953 nucleotides. RefSeq lists its product as uncharacterized. The coding region runs from base 1 to 1953 and encodes 650 amino acids. The transcript has 8 exons. NCBI's taxonomy places the organism in Eukaryota, Fungi, Basidiomycota, Agaricomycetes, Agaricales, Hydnangiaceae. The record is from RefSeq and is a predicted model, not a curated record.